Tetrahymena thermophila SB210 is the source of this 1800-nucleotide messenger RNA. RefSeq lists its product as hypothetical. The transcript is spliced from 6 exons. The record is from RefSeq and is a predicted model, not a curated record. Lineage: Eukaryota; Ciliophora; Oligohymenophorea; Hymenostomatida; Tetrahymenidae.
AUUUUUUCGCAAUAUUUGAUUUCCACAAAUUUAUUAAAUUAGAUUGAAAAAACAACAAAAUUAGAAGUACUAUAAUACUAAAUGUUAAAAUUUUUGUUUUUUUUUGUAGUUACAGCUAUUAACUUUUAGAUAAUCAACUCUUCAUAUACUCCUUUAUCUACAAAUGGUUUUGCUUGUUCAAAUAACCUAUAUUACAAUGCCUAAACCUAAAGAUGUGAGUACAAUUUAAAUGGAAUUAAUUAUUAUGACCUUUCAUAUUAGUGUGAUUAUUUAAAUGGGUAUGCAGAAUAUACUGAUCAAAAUAGUGUAACAAGAUGCAGAAAAAUAACCUCUUAUAAAUUAGGCUAAUCCUGCAAAUACUAUAGUGCAGAUAUUACAAAUUAGUCUCUGAUUUGUUAAGAGUGUUCACCUGGUUACGCUCUUCUAAACGGGUUUUGUUUAAGCUUACCAAACAAUACAGGAUGCAAAGUUUUAUUAACAAGCGCUUCUAAUCCAUCUUAGAUACAAUGCCAAGCUUGUUUAAACAAUUAUACUCUUUAAGGAGGUGGCUGUUAAAUAUGCAUUAAAAAUGGAGCAAAUUAUUGUACUUAAACAAGCCCUUCAAAUCCUUGUUAAUGUACUGCUUGUAGUGACAACUUUGUUUUAGAUCCUAAUGGAUCUGGAUGUAUAAAAUGUCCUUAUAACGGCUGUGUAUGUUCUACUUCUUAAUCAGGGUAGAAUAUUUCUUAUACUUGCAAUUCUUGCCUUAAAGGUUACUAUAUGGAUGUAAAUCUUGAGGGUGUUAACUAAUGUUUUUCUUGUGAAACUAAAUUUGGUUCUCAAUGUAACACUUGUACAAAAUAGCAAUGUACAGAGUGUAAAGAUUUAUACUAUCUAAACAGUAGCAGCUAGUGUACAAGCUGUCCUAUAGGUACAAAUUGUAGUAGUUACACUAGUAUAAUUGGAUGUGUUAAUUAAAACGAUAGCUUAUUUACAGUCACGGGUUCAUCAUUUAAAUAUUGCUCACAAACCGACCCAUAUGCAAUAACAAAUCCUUUAAAUCCUGUAACAAUGCAGUGCAGAAACGGAUAUACUAAUUUAAAUGGAAGGUGCAUUUCAACUUUAAUAAAUUCUAAUUAACCAACAUGUGGUGAUUAUUGUAUUAACUGCUUAUAAAAUGCAGCAAAUAAUUAAUACUACUGCACAUUAUGUUAAGUAAAUUAUGCACUAUUGAACUCUUCUCAGACUUGCAUUACCUGCUAAGGAUUAACGUAUUAAUAGCAGUAAGAUAAUGAUAUAUUUUUUUUUUCGCCUUAAUCAUGCUACACUUCCAUGUCAAAUCCUUAAAAAGAUCCUAACUGUCUUCAUGAAUUUGGUUUUACUACUUAGGGUGUAUGCUUAAUUUGUGCUCCUGGUUAUAAGUUGAUCAGUUCAGUAUGUACAUAAUGCAUUACAUCCUCUUUAAAUGGUAGUGUACUUACAAUUACUUAUGCAUGUAAGACUUAACCAGCAACUAUAACCUUGAAUAUAACUCCAUAUUCUGUAAAUCCAUCUUAAGAUCCUUAAACUUAACCAUAAUUUUAUUCUGCUAUGUUGGGUAUUCCAUAAACUUUGUUAAAAAAUUUUUAAAUAUAAGUAAUAAACCCAAAACCAACUGAUGAUAACUAAACAAACAAUAAUAAACCUUAAAAUGACACUGAAAAUACUAAUAAUUAAAGUAGCUAAAAUACCUCUAACAUAUAAAAUAUUUAAAAUAAAUCUUUUAAAGAUAUUUUAUUUUAAAAAAUAUUAUUUUUAGCAAUAUUUAUAGCUAUUCUUUGA